AUGGCCGCAGCAGGGUCCCGCCCGCUCCAGUUCGCCGACGCCGCCUCGUUCCCCGUCUACCGGCCUGCCCACGCCGGCGGGGCCUUCCCGCCACCCCCGGGCCCGGGGUCCGCCCUGCUCCCCGCGGGCCCGGGCUCAGAGCGCCUCGCCCCCGCGCCCUUCGCGGGCUUUCUCGGCAGGGAACCUGGGCCCGCCGCGCCGCCGGCCCCCAGCCUGGGCUCGCCGGCGCCCCCUAAAGGCGCGGCCGCCCCGUCGGUGUCGCAGCGCCGCAAGCGCACGUCGUUCAGCCCCGAGCAGCUGCAGCUCCUGGAGCUCGUCUUCCGCCAGACCAUGUACCCCGACAUCCACUUGCGCGAGCGCCUGGCGGCGCUCACCCUGCUCCCCGAAUCCAGGAUCCAGCAGUUUCUGUCUCCCUCCUUCCAGGUGUGGUUCCAGAACAGGCGUGCCAAGUCCCGGCGUCAGAGCGGGAAGUCCUUCCAGCCUUCCCUGGGGCAGGAGCUGGUCCCCAGCCCCUGCGCUCCUGCAGCAGCAUCCAAGUGUGUGAAGCCCCAGCUGCCCCUGGAGGUGGACAUGAACUGCCUGCCGGAUCCCAGCCGCGUGGGAGGGGGCAUCUCACACGCGAGCUCCCAAGGCCAGAAUUUCCAGAACUGCUCCCCUCUCUCUGAAGACAUCGGACCAAAGCUGGACUCAUGGGAGGAACACAUCUUCUCUGCCUUUGGUAACUUUUGA
This is a messenger RNA of Lepus europaeus (European hare), 729 nucleotides long. RefSeq names its product Mix paired-like homeobox (gene MIXL1). Gene Ontology annotation, biological process: hematopoietic progenitor cell differentiation; regulation of transcription by RNA polymerase II; endoderm development. Gene Ontology annotation, molecular function: RNA polymerase II cis-regulatory region sequence-specific DNA binding; DNA-binding transcription activator activity, RNA polymerase II-specific. The record is from RefSeq and is a predicted model, not a curated record. The transcript has 2 exons. NCBI's taxonomy places the organism in Eukaryota, Metazoa, Chordata, Mammalia, Lagomorpha, Leporidae. The coding region runs from base 1 to 729 and encodes 242 amino acids.